Messenger RNA from Peromyscus californicus insignis, 1604 nucleotides. RefSeq names its product glycosylated lysosomal membrane protein (gene Glmp). Gene Ontology annotation, cellular component: lysosome. The transcript has 6 exons. Lineage: Eukaryota; Metazoa; Chordata; Mammalia; Rodentia; Cricetidae. The record is from RefSeq and is a predicted model, not a curated record. The coding region runs from base 49 to 1263 and encodes 404 amino acids.
AGUCAUGUGACUGAGCCUCUUCCGCCGAGUUAAAGUUGGUGCAGCUGUAUGUGCCGCUGUUGGGGACCUUACUGGGGCUGGGUCCCCUGUGGCCCCACCCCAUGGCUCCUUUUGAGUCUUGUGUGUGCAGCUCCAUUUGGCAUGUUGGGAGAAGAGACUCGCCAGGUGUCUAUGGAGGUUGUUUCUGGAUCCCCAACUCCCCAGAACCUGCUUCAUAUCCAGGCAGUGGGCACCAACUCUACCCUGCACUACGUAUGGAGCACCCUAGGGCCUCCAGCUGUGGUGCUGGUGGCCACCAAUACCACUCAGAGUGUCCUGAGUGUCAACUGGAGUCUCCUGCUGUCUCCUGAUCCUGAGGGGGGUCUGAUGGUGCUCCCCAAGAACAGCAUCCAGUUUUCGUCUGCUCUUGUCUUCACCAGGCUGCUUGAGUUUGACAGCACCAGGGUGCCCGAGGGGGCAGCCCAGCCCUCAGGAAAACCAUACCCUCCCUAUUCCUUGGCUGAGUUCUCCUGGAACAAUGUCAACAACUCACUGGAUCUUGCCACUCUGAGCACCAUUUUUCAAGGCCAUCCUGUAGAUGACCCUGCUGGAGCAUUUGCCAAUGGCAGCCUGGCCUUGAAGGUCCAGGCCUUUUCUGGAUCUGGCCGACCUGCCCAGCCCCCUCGUCUCCUGCACACAGCAGAUGCCUGCCAGCUAGAAGUUACCCUGGCUGGAGCUUCUCCUCGUGGAAACCACUCCCGAUUCGGCCUAGAGGUAGCCGCCUUGGGUACGGGCGCUGCCUGCCCCACAGUCAAAGAGCUGCACUCCAUCGAUGACGAGUACGCACCUGCUGUCUUCCAGCUGGACCAGUUGUUGUGGGGCUCCGCACCAUCUGGCUUCGUGCAGUGGCGACCAGUGGCUUUCUCUCAGAAGCAGCGGGGCCGAGACUCAGCCCUCUCCUGCCAGGCUUCCGCCCUUCACCCCACCUUGGCAUAUUCUCUCCCUCAGUCACCUAUUGUCCGAGCAUUCUUUGGGUCCCCGAACAACUUCUGUGCCUUCAAUCUGACAUUUGGGGAUCCCACAGGCCCUGGCUACUGGGACCAACACUACCUCUCCUGGUCAAUGCUUCUGGGAGUGGGCAUCCCUCCAGUGGAUGCCUUAUCUCCACUAGUCCUUGGAAUCAUGGCAGUGGCCCUGGGAACCCCAGGACUCAUGUUGCUGGGGGGAGGCCUGUUUCUGCUGCUGUGCCACAAGCAGUAUUCUGAGUACCAGUCCAUAAACUGAAACCCAUUCUCCAGAGGGAAAGGCAGGACCACACCCGCCUUGCUGGGCCUCGAACUGUCGGAUGGUAGAGGGUCAGUGUUGUGAUCUGCUUUUCUGCAGAACCUCAGAAGCCAGCCUCAACUGCUGGGGGCUCCCUGGGUGAUGUCCUUCCUACCCGAGGGAGAGGCUGGAAUUACUGGUACGAGGAAGGGCCCUACUGGAGUUUCCUCCUCUGUCACUUACCACUCCCCUUCCCUGUGGAUAAAACUUGAAGGUCUGCAAUGAGAAUGACUGGUUGGCUGCCCUAAGGGGCAUGAAAUAGAUACUUUUUCCAUAAAAGAUUCCAAUUUCUUAUUUUUAAA